AUGAAUGAUGAACUAGGUCAUAAUGAUAUUUAUCAGAGUUUGACACCAAUGGAGACACAAGAAACUUCUCUACAAAUUGAACCUCAACGAAGCACUCUAUUUAAUGGUGAAUUUUUUGAUUCUGGAUCCGAAGCUUUCGUUGAUAUGCCUUCUGUCGAAAAUGAAGGAAUUAGUCUUACAUCUGAAGGUUGUAAAUCAUAUAGAGAAGAAACCGUAAUGCGAAUUGAUCAAUUUAUUCAACGAGACUGCAUCAUUCUAAUUCGUGCACCACCAUUCACCGGAAAAACCUCUUUAUGCACAUUACUCGAAGAGUACUAUCGAAACAAAGAUACUCCCGUACUACAAAUAAGUUUCUUGGGCGUUGAUGAUAUGAAUUUUGAAGAAUUUUGGAUAACCGAAACGGGGAAAAGUUGGAAAUAUUGGUUAAAUCCUAAAAAUGGUGAAAGAGUUAUUAUCCUCGACGAGACUCAUCAUAUCUUUGAUGGAUCACGAUACGAAUCUUUUUGGAUAAGAAUAAAAUCAUUAUGUCGACAAGUUUCACUUGGACAAGAAACCAUUAAGAUCAUUGCUUUCUCGACAGGUGGUCGACUAGCUACUUCUGCACAAAGUCCUAUGGAUUUUCGACAAAAAUUUGGGUUUGAAUUA
Messenger RNA from Racocetra persica, 645 nucleotides. The record is from the annotation of a GenBank genome assembly. NCBI's taxonomy places the organism in Eukaryota, Fungi, Glomeromycota, Glomeromycetes, Diversisporales, Gigasporaceae.